This is a messenger RNA of Opisthocomus hoazin, 932 nucleotides long. Lineage: Eukaryota; Metazoa; Chordata; Aves; Opisthocomiformes; Opisthocomidae. The record is from RefSeq and is a predicted model, not a curated record.
AUGUUCAUCGAUGACAGCGAUGCACGGGCACCUUUUUGGGCAUACAUCCUGGGUGCAUUAGGACUUUUUAUCUACCAGUCUCUGGAUGCCAUUGAUGGGAAGCAAGCCAGAAGAACAAACAGUAGUUCUCCUCUAGGAGAACUCUUUGAUCAUGGUUGCGACUCUAUUUCCACAGUUUUUGUUGUCCUUGGAUCCUGCAUAGCAAUCCGACUAGGAACAAAUCCUGACUGGUUGUUUUUCUGUUGUUUUGUGGGACUGUUCAUGUUCUAUUCUGCUCACUGGCAGACAUAUGUAUCAGGCAUACUGAGGUUUGGAAAAGUUGAUGUAACUGAAGUUCAGAUUGCCAUAACAGCGCUGCUCUUGAUCUCUGCGUAUGGUGGCGCAGCAAUAUGGGACUAUCAGGUCCCUCUGGUGGGCUUAGAACUGAAGUUCUUUGCAGUUUUUGGCAUACUGUGUGGAACAGCACUUUCUUCUUUCAAUUACUUCCGUGUCAUCUUUGGCGGAGGGGUUGGAAAGAACGGAUCUACAAUAGCAGUGGCUCACAUGACAAAAAGUGAAAUCUGUCUUCAGGACACUGCAUUUAUUGGGCCAGGACUUCUCUUUUUGGACCAGUAUUUCAACAGUUUCAUUGAUGAAUACAUUGUUCUGUGGAUAGCAUUGUUCAUAUCCUUGUUUGAUAUGCUGAGAUAUGCCACUGGUGUAUGCCUGCAGAUUGCUGCUCAUCUUCAUAUACAUGUCUUCAGAAUUUCAUCUCAUCAAGCUCCUGAACAGGUUCAAAACCAUGAUGACUGAUUAAAUAGGUCAAGGACAAGAGAAGAAGCAGUUAGGGGAAUGGUGAAUGCAGCAGCCUCUCUCUUUUUGGGACGACAGAUUAAGCUUGCCAAGAAAACAGUUUUGUGAGAAAGCUCACUCUAUCCCAGACGUUACCACAU